AAUCACAGCCUCUUUUUCAGCAAGCUUCUUCCAGUCCGUCCUCUGACUAAGGUUACCAAAAUGGGUAUCGACAUCGACCACAGGUUCGAACGAAAGAAGCACAGGAAGCAGCCUGCCUCCAAAGAUGUCUACCUUCGCCUCCUUGUGAAAUUGUACAGGUUCUUGGCCAGGCGUACCAACUCUACCUUCAACCAAGUGGUCUUGAAAAGGCUCUUUAUGAGUAAAACUAACAGGCCACCACUUUCAUUGGCAAGGAUUGCAAGAAGAGUGAAGAAGCCUGGCUGUGAGAACAAAAUAGUUGUAUCUGUUUCAACUGUGACUGAUGACAACAGGAUUCAUGAAGUUCCCAAGCUUACUAUCUGUGCUCUGAGAUUCACAGAAGGAGCAAGAGCCAGGAUCCUUAAGGCUGGUGGAGCAUGCCUGACCUUUGAUCAGUUGGCUUUGAUGGCACCAACUGGCAAGAAGACUCUCUUGAUGCAAGGCCCAAGAAAUGCUAGAGAAUCUUGCAAGCACUUUGGUCUUGCUCCUGGUGUCCCACACAGCAAGACUAAGCCAUUUGUCCGCUCUAGAGGACGUAAAUUUGAGAUGGCAAGAGGCAGAAGAAAGAGCCGAGGUUACAAGGUUUAAAUUCAAAAAGUUGAUACUAUCAAAUGAAGAAACUGUAUCUGAGAAAA
Molecule: messenger RNA, 674 nt
Organism: Rhopilema esculentum
Lineage: Eukaryota; Metazoa; Cnidaria; Scyphozoa; Rhizostomeae; Rhizostomatidae
Product: large ribosomal subunit protein eL18
Biological process (GO): translation
Cellular component (GO): cytosolic large ribosomal subunit; ribosome
Molecular function (GO): RNA binding; structural constituent of ribosome
Source: RefSeq, a predicted model, not a curated record